ACGAACGACAUAGGCGCACUCGCACCAUGAAUUGAAAUUUUACUUUUUCAGUUUGCAUAAUAAUGGCGCUGCUCUUCGACGAUAUCCUUAUCCAAGUCGGUAACUUCUCCCGUUUCCAACACAUUCAAUGGUUCCUCAUGAUCUUAGCCACCAUAACGCAAGCAUGGUACUCUUAUUUACCUAUCUUUACCGUGACUAAAGUAAAAGAUUCCGAGGUGCUGUGCUCUUCAAAUGCAAACAUAUCAGAUGGUUGCGAUGCAAACUGUACCACUAAGAGGUACGCCGUUGAUUUUACUUCGAUUGUGACGGAGUGGAAUUAUGUGUGUGGGGUGGACAAAUACAAGAUUCCUUUGACCAAGAGUAUAUUUUACGUCGGAAAGUUCUUUGGUGCCUAUAUGUUUGGAUGGAUCUCUGAUCGUUAUGGUCGACGUCCAGUCUUCUUCAUCACAGCUUUUAUACAAUUUGCCAGCUCAUUGGCGACCACAUUUGCUCCUGAUUAUUACAUGUUUCUCGUCAUGCGCUUGCUAAUUGGCCUAUGCAGUGGAGGUAACUUUAUGGUCGCGUUCUUGCUGGCAACCGAAAUGGUCGGAAUAAAAGAAAGAAAUUUACCGAAUGGUUUAAUGCAUGCAGGAUAUGGGGUUGGUUUAGCCCUUCAAGCUUUCUUGGCUUAUCUCGUUCGAGAUUGGAGAUAUUUCAAUUUGCUGAUCACAUUGCCUAAUAUCUUCUUCGUCCUUUAUCUGUGGUGGAUGCCAGAAUCACCACGAUGGCUUGUCGCUCGAGGACGGACAGACGAUGCUGAUAAAAUCCUUGAAAAGAUAGCAAAGCAAAACAAACAAACUUUCCAUAAGGAGAUGCACACAAAUAUGAUUCCAUUUGAUAAGGCAAUUUCGCAAAAAACCUAUCAUCUUGGACAUUUGUUCAGCACGAAACGUUUGGCAAAGAUAACGAUGAUUCAGGGAUUUGCUUGGUUGGUUGUUAGUCUGGUAUACUAUGGACUUGCUUUUAAUGUCGAUGAUCUUGCUGGCGAUCUAUACCUGAAUGCUGCUCUCUCUGGAAUGGUCGAGAUCCCAGCAUAUGCUCUUGCAACCGUUGUAGUCAACAAAUUUGGCAGACGAAUUCCUACAGUGAUAUAUUUUUCUGUCGGAGGUAUUGCCUUAUUAUCCACUCUCCCUAUAGUUCUAGAAGGAAAAGAUAAAGAGCUUAAAAAUUUAGUGGUGUCUUUCUCAUUGAUUGGAAAAUUUGCGAUAUCUGCAAGUUUCUAUCAAGUUUACAUCCAAACAGCCGAACUUUAUCCAACAGUACUCAGAAACAACGCAAUGGGUUUUGCAUCUUUAUGCGGAAGAAUUGGAGGAAUAUGUGCACCUUUCAUUGUGGAUGGAACACCAAAAUCGCUUCCCUUCGUUGUAUUUGGGACAGCUGGAAUAAUAGCUGGAGUCUUGUCAUUAAUGUUACCAGAGACGAAAGAUAAACCCUUACCGGAAAUGGCAACAGAUAACACAAACAAUAGCAAAUACGUCCAAGCAGAAAAAGAGGCGGAUACAACGUUAUAAGAGAUCAAGACAAUUUAGCGCUGUUUUAAAAUCUGUGUUUUUUAAAUUUUGAGAAAUCAAUCUGAAUGCUAGCGCGACAUACUUGAGCAAAGAACUUUAUACAAAUGUUUUUUUGAUUUUUAUCAUCAAAACUCAUCAAUAAUACCAAAAUCUAUUUCUCUAUCAAUAAUUCCCUUUACUGUAAAUAUAAGAUUGAAUUAUAACAUCUGAGAUCCUACCGUAUUUGAAAUUCCUGAAUGAGCUCUAAGAUCCAUGGUAGACUGUGUUGGCAGAAUCACAGGCUUUGAUGACUGCCAUCCAAGAAGACAAUGCUGAAAAAACUAUGUCACUUUAAUAAAUGCAACAAGUCUAAAACUUCUAAUAAAAAUAUAUUUUUUUUAUAAAUAUUCUUGCACAAUAUAUUAUUAAAGUUCUUGAAUCAUAAUAAA
Molecule: messenger RNA, 1978 nt
Organism: Xenia sp. Carnegie-2017
Lineage: Eukaryota; Metazoa; Cnidaria; Anthozoa; Malacalcyonacea; Xeniidae
Product: organic cation transporter protein-like
Exons: 9
Coding region: 63-1550 (495 amino acids)
Biological process (GO): transmembrane transport
Cellular component (GO): membrane
Molecular function (GO): transmembrane transporter activity
Source: RefSeq, a predicted model, not a curated record